AUGGAAGUGCUAGAAGAGAGCAAGCGUACCUUAGAGCAACAAUUGAAGGUCUUGAUUUCAGAGUUAGCAGUUGAAAAAGCUUCUUCCAAUCAGGCUGACAAGGAUAAAAUUUCAAGAAAAAAAAUCCUGCUAUGUUCUCUCCUUAAAAUUUCCAAGGAAAACAAAAGAAGAAUCAACAGUACUGUGAGCUAUUUUGCCAGUUUAAUCUUACUCUGUUUUCUUGCUAAACUCUGCAGCAGAUUAUUAGUACAACAACACAAGCAGCAGUUACAACAACAACAGAAUGUUAAUGUGAAGAAGAAGAGAGGUAGACCAAGAAAAUAUGCACCUGAUGGGUCUGUAAAUGUAACUAAUAGUAAUAAUGUUUUAUCUCCAAAGCCAAUUUCAUCAUCUGCGCCGUCGCCGGUGAUUGAUUUUUCGUCGGAGAAACGGGGGAAAGUCCGGCCUGUUGGGUUAGUUAGUGCUAUUAAACCUCAUCAUCAUCAGCCUAAAGUUGAUUUAGCCACUCCAGGUGAAUGGGUUUCGUGCUCUGUUGGUGCCAAUUUUACACCUCAUAUUAGUACUGUAAAUACUGGAGAGGAUGUCACCAUGAAGGUUAUAUCAUUCUCUCAACAAGGGCCUAGAGCAAUAUGCAUUCUUUCAGCAAAUGGUGUAAUUUCAAGCGUUACACUUCGUCAGCCAGAUUCCUCUGGUGGCACAUUGACGUAUGAGGGCCGGUUUGAGAUACUGUCUUUGACUGGAUCAUUUAUGCCAUCAGAGACCGGAGGAAUGAGAAACAGAUCUGGUGGAAUGAGUGUUUCUCUAGCAAGCCCUGACGGACGUGUUGUUGGGGGUGGAGUUGCCGGUCUGUUAGUAGCUGCCAGUCCUGUGCAGAUUGUUGUAGGCAGCUUUCUUGCUGGAGACCAGCAUGAGCAGAGGACCAAGAAAAACAAAUCGGACUCCAUUGUCGCUGCUGUUCCUUUACCUACCACAGAGAUGGAAGACCAUCCUUAUCACUCUUCAGUAAAAAAAGCUGUGCCAACUUCCUCUUCGUUCCGUGCAGAUAAUUGGUCAGCUUUGGCCCCUGAUUCGAGGAAUGAGCCAGCUGAAAUAAAUGUAACUACUCAACUUGCAUAAGGUGAAAUUUGAAUGGAUUUUACCAGAUUGUGUAAACCACAAGGACUGCAUGCCAUUUACAAAGUUCCAAUUGAUCUUUCUCACGUCUA
Molecule: messenger RNA, 1205 nt
Organism: Nicotiana attenuata
Lineage: Eukaryota; Viridiplantae; Streptophyta; Magnoliopsida; Solanales; Solanaceae
Product: AT-hook motif nuclear-localized protein 1-like
Exons: 7
Coding region: 1-1116 (371 amino acids)
Molecular function (GO): minor groove of adenine-thymine-rich DNA binding
Source: RefSeq, a predicted model, not a curated record